Molecule: messenger RNA, 945 nt
Organism: Talaromyces amestolkiae
Lineage: Eukaryota; Fungi; Ascomycota; Eurotiomycetes; Eurotiales; Trichocomaceae
Exons: 2
Coding region: 1-945 (314 amino acids)
Source: RefSeq, a predicted model, not a curated record
AUGGUCUCAGAGUACGAAUCGAUUGAAAAACCAAGCCACGGUCUACGCUACAUACGCGACAGUUUCAGACUCUACUCUUCCUUCUGCGACCUCAUCAAGCACCACAUUGGUCUGAUCAUGAGUCGUCCCAAAGCAAUCGAAGACGGCUACGUUACUAUCUAUGACAAGUGUCUCUUGGAGCUGUGUCGUGAUGGCAGAUAUGUCGACGGUUUGGCUGGUCAAGAAUUUUUUAUUCGCGAAUUCAUGGGAAUUGAUCCAGACUCGCGUUUUCGAAGAGAUAUCGAGGAUUUGAUUGAUCGCGAAAUUUCGGUCAAGGAUGCUCUUUUGAGGUCAGCUUCUCGGUCGCUUUCUCAAUCCGAGCAUCAAAAUAUCAAAGAAGAAAGAAAGGCUAUCACAACACAGUCCCAGGUAAUUUCCUCUCAGAACCUACCAUUCAGUGAGACCACCUUCGCCGCCUACGCAACAGUCUUCCACCCAGACAUGACCAUCAACGCACACAUCAAUUGUAUGUUGCACACUUACUUCAGAGCAAAGAAAGAUUUCUAUACCAAGCACGAGUCAACCCGUUCUUCAUACGAUGCGAAACUAGCCGACGCCGCGAAAUUCCUACGUGACAGUGCCGAGAAUGCACUUAGUUACCUCGAAGCGCAGGAUUUAUUGUCGUCAUACGAUAGCGACUUGGUACUGGAGCUCCAGACCGUGUUCGAUUUUGCGAAGAGCAAGGCUAUUGAGAUUCUGGGCGGAAAAAAGCGGCGAUUCGAGGUUGAGAGUUUCUACAGGGAUGGCGACAGCGGCAGAAGCAGCGACAACAGAGUGUCAUUAUCUGAGAGGUCCCCGAAGCCAAAGAAGCGUCAGGCCAUUGAUCGGUACACGGGUGCAUAUGCUGAUUCGUGGCGUCUUUAUGAUCGACAUGAGAGGUCGCGUUCUAGGAGACGUCGGUCAUGA